CCAUGCCUCCCCUUGUUGUCUUCCUCCCCUCUUUGAUCCUCUCCUCCUCCUGUCUCUUCCCCCAAAUAACCAGCGAAUUCACCAUGCCGCUUCCUCCCCUCCGCCGCUCGCCGCCCCUUACCGGCUGAGCCCACCUCCCCCUCCGCCGCUGCCACCGGGUCCCCCCGCUGCCACCGGGUCCCCACACCCUCCAAAUCCCCAAAUCCCCCAAGUACGGGAAGGAAGGGAUUGAUCGACCGAUCGAUCGAUCCAUCCGCCGCCGAUCUCCUCAUCCUCCGCCUCCGCCGCCGCCAUGUUCAACAAGAUCAUCAAGCGCGGUAACCGCAAGGGGACGCGCUCCGAAGGGGCCGAGCCUGCCGCGCGCCCCGCGGCGCCAUCGUCCUCGUCCGGCGGCGCCGGGGCGGCCGCGCCCGUCACCGUCAACCACGCCUCACGCGCCUCCGCGCCGUCGCCGUCCUCGCCCACCUCGCCGCACGUCGCUCCCUCUGCCUUCCCGGCCGUCCCCGCGUCCCACACCUCGCCGCCGCUCCUCGAGCCGCUCCCGCUCCUCCGCGACGUCGCGGCCGCUGACCGCCCCGGGCUCCUCCUCCGCAAGCUACGCCUCGUCGCCGCGCUAUUCGACUUCUCCGACUCCCUCAAGCACCCUCGCGAGAAGGAGGCCAAGCGCCAGGCGCUCCUCGAGCUCGUCGACUACGUCCAGGCCCCCGCGGCCGCAGCCAACGCCAACGCGCCUGCGCGCCUCCCCGACAACGUCCAGGAGGCCCUAAUCGCCGCCAUCUCCGUCAACAUAUUCCGCCCUCUGCCCCCCGCGCCGUAUGAGUCUGCUGCCGCGAUUGACCCUGGUGCCACCCCGGAUGAUGAGGAGGAACCCUACCUUGACCCGGCUUGGCCACACCUGCAGCUUGUCUAUGAGCUCCUGCUCCGGUACGUUGUGUCUCCUGACACAGACACUAAGAUUGCUAAGCGGUAUGUGGACCACGCUUUCGUGCUCCGCCUCCUCGACCACUUCGAUUCUGAGGACCCCCGCGAACGUGAGUAUCUCAAGACUGUGCUCCACCGCAUCUAUGGCAAGUUCAUGGUUCAUCGCCCGUUCAUCCGCAAGGCCAUCAAUAAUGUGUUCUAUCGGUUCAUCUUUGAGACCGAGCGCCAUAAUGGUAUUGGCGAGCUCCUUGAGAUUCUUGGUAGCAUAAUCAAUGGCUUCGCUCUGCCUAUGAAGGAGGAGCACAAACUGUUCCUCACCCGUGCGCUCAUCCCACUACACAAGCCCAAGUCUGUUGGUAUCUACCACCAGCAGCUGUCCUACUGCAUUGUCCAGUUCGUUGAGAAGGACUACAAACUUGCAGAUGCUGUGAUCAGGGGCCUGCUCAAGUACUGGCCAGUCAUAAAUUGCCAGAAGGAGGUGCUGUUUUUGGGGGAGCUCGAGGAAGUGCUCGAGGCGACACAACCUACGGAGUUCCAGCGGUGCAUGGUGCCGCUGUUUAAACAGAUCGGACGCUGCCUUAACAGUUCCCAUUUCCAGGUUGCUGAGCGGGCUCUGUUCUUAUGGAACAAUGAUCACAUUGUAAGUUUGAUUGCCCAAAAUCGGGGUGUUAUAUUUCCAAUAAUAUUUGAAGCACUUGAGAGGAACAUACAGAGCCACUGGAAUCAAGCUGUCCAUGGUCUCACCGCAAAUGUACGCAAGAUGUUUUUGGACAUGGACAGUGAGCUAUUUGAAGAGUGCCAACAGCAGUACAUUGAGAAACAAGCAAAAGCCAAAGAACUGGAAGAGCAACGAGAGUCGGCAUGGAGACAAUUGGAAGCUGUUGCUGCCAAGGCUGCUGGAGAUGACAUGGUUUUGGUCAACUAGAAGAUGUUUAUGCUUGCUCAGAUGAUCGGUGCCCACAAUCUGACAAGCAUCCAUGUGUACCUACCUGUCAACUCCAUAUCAAUGUUGGUUGCUGUGCGCCCGUCUAUCUUUGAUGGCUUGGAACGUGAAGGUCAGUGUUCCUCAGGUCUAAGCGAUGAUUGCUAAGUCGAAAGACGAUGAUGGUAGCAGAAGCCAAUUCUUCCUAUGCCCAAUGAGGUUCUGCUAUGGUACCCAACUCUUCUUUUCUUCAACUCCUUUCCUAGUUACUUUUCAUGAAUGAAUAAUCAGACCUUGUAUUAAUCCUUCAUUGUUUGCCCUAGUUCGCUACCCACAAUUGGGAGAAUGCAAGUAGAAAAAUGAGUGAGCUAGAUGUAAGCUCAUUCUUUGUUUCUUUCUCUUCUUUUUUCUUUGGAGAUAUUUUAAAUUCGUCAUGUUGUACGAGUAUCAUCACAAAUGGAGAUGAAAACUGCUUUAAUUUAGUGUGUGGUUGAUGCUAAUACCAUCAAGAUAA
Messenger RNA from Brachypodium distachyon (stiff brome), 2357 nucleotides. RefSeq names its product serine/threonine protein phosphatase 2A 57 kDa regulatory subunit B' beta isoform. Gene Ontology annotation, cellular component: protein phosphatase type 2A complex. NCBI's taxonomy places the organism in Eukaryota, Viridiplantae, Streptophyta, Magnoliopsida, Poales, Poaceae. Gene Ontology annotation, biological process: signal transduction. The transcript is spliced from 3 exons. The record is from RefSeq and is a predicted model, not a curated record. Bases 293 to 1846 code for a protein of 517 amino acids. Gene Ontology annotation, molecular function: protein phosphatase regulator activity.